Messenger RNA from Manis pentadactyla (Chinese pangolin), 2416 nucleotides. It is a transcript of the gene TXNRD2, whose product is annotated as thioredoxin reductase 2. The coding region runs from base 52 to 1599 and encodes 515 amino acids. Gene Ontology annotation, cellular component: cytosol; mitochondrion. Gene Ontology annotation, biological process: cell redox homeostasis; glutathione metabolic process; cellular response to oxidative stress. The record is from RefSeq and is a predicted model, not a curated record. Gene Ontology annotation, molecular function: thioredoxin-disulfide reductase (NADPH) activity; glutathione-disulfide reductase (NADPH) activity; flavin adenine dinucleotide binding. NCBI's taxonomy places the organism in Eukaryota, Metazoa, Chordata, Mammalia, Pholidota, Manidae. The transcript has 19 exons.
CCCGGUGCGCAGAGGCCCCGCGCGGCGCGGGCGGCGGCGGCGGCGGCGGCGAUGGCGGCGGCGCUGCGGAGCCCCGGCGCGCGCUUCCGCUGGCGGGCGCGGGCGCUGUGGGGCGGGGCGCGCGGCGCUGCAGCAGGCCAGCAGGACUAUGAUCUUCUGGUGAUUGGCGGGGGAUCCGGUGGCCUGGCCUGUGCCAAGGAAGCUGCUCAGCUGGGAAAGAAGGUGGCCAUCGUAGACUACGUGGAACCUUCCCCCCAAGGGACCAGGUGGGGCCUCGGCGGCACCUGCGUGAACGUCGGCUGCAUCCCCAAGAAGCUGAUGCACCAGGCAGCGCUGCUGGGGGCCAUGAUCCGAGAUGCCCCCCACUACGGCUGGGAGUUGGCCCAGCAGACUCCACACAACUGGAGGAAGAUGGCAGAGGCCGUUCAAAACCAUGUGAAGUCCCUGAACUGGGGGCACCGGGUGCAGCUGCAGGACAGAAAAGUCAAGUACUUUAACAUCAAGGCCAGCUUUGUCAACAAGCACACAGUUCGUGGUGUCACAAAAGAUGGGAAGGAGACUCUGCUUUCGGCCGAGCACAUUGUCAUUGCUACUGGAGGGCGGCCGAGGUACCCCAUGCACGUUGAAGGUGCUUUGGAAUAUGGAAUUACAAGUGACGACAUCUUCUGGCUGAAGGAAUCCCCUGGAAAAACGUUGGUGGUCGGGGCCAGCUACGUGGCCCUGGAGUGUGCCGGCUUCCUCACGGGGCUCGGACUGGACACCACCGUCAUGAUGCGCAGCAUCCCCCUCCGGGGCUUUGACCAGCAGAUGUCAUCUUUGGUCACAGAGCACAUGGCAGCUCAUGGCACCCGGUUCCUGAGGGGCUGCACCCCCUUGAGAGUGGGGAGGCUCCCGGACGGCCAGCUGCAGGUCACCUGGGAGGACCUCACUGCCGGCAAGGAGAACACAGGCACCUUCGACACUGUGCUGUGGGCCGUAGGCCGGGCUCCAGAGACCGGAAGUCUGGCUCUGGAUAAGGCAGGAGUGAGUACUGACCCCCACAGCCAGAAGGUCCUGGUGAACGCCCAGGAAGCCACCUCCAUCCCUCACAUCUUCGCCAUCGGAGACGUAGCAGAGGGGCGGCCCGAGCUGACACCCACGGCUGUAAUGGCGGGAAAGCUCUUAGCCCAGCGGCUCUGCCGCCAGUCUUCAGACCUGAUGGAUUAUGACAAUGUCCCCACGACAGUCUUCACCCCACUGGAGUACGGCUGCGUGGGGCUGUCAGAGGAGGCGGCUGUGGCUCGCCAUGGGCAAGAGCACGUGGAGGUUUAUCACGCAUAUUAUAAACCCCUGGAGUUCACAGUGGCUGAACGGGACGCAUCACAGUGUUACAUAAAGAUGGUGUGUCUGCGGGAGCCCCCACAGCUGGUGCUGGGCCUGCACUUUCUCGGCCCCAAUGCAGGCGAAGUCACUCAAGGAUUUGCUCUGGGGAUCAAGUGUGGGGCCUCCUACCAGCAGGUGAUGCGCACAGUGGGCAUCCAUCCCACCUGCGCCGAGGAGGUGGCUAAGCUGCGCAUCUCCAAGCGCUCAGGCCUGGACCCCACCGUGACAGGCUGCUGAGGGUAAGCCGCCAUCCCUGCCAGGCCUGGGCACACGGCACGCCUGCCACCCCACACCGGCUUCUCCGGAGGCUCAGACCCAGGUGGAGACGCUGCCGGGUGCACAGCUGCCGCUGCACAUCUGGUCCUGCUGGAGCUUUGCAAGCAGGCUGAGCAGGCAGCAGCCGGAAGCUGCAGGGAGUGUGGUUCAUCCUGACCCUCUUCUGAGGAGGAAGAGAUUAGCAAGUCCCUCCCUGACCCCUGCCCGAGGCGUGCAUGCAGCUUUUCACCUGGCAGUUUGAGAGCCCCUCUCAGCUUCAGCAGCCCAGCCUGGAGUAUCCCCAGGGCUAUCAGCCCUUCCAGGGCUUGGGGUCCCAUGGGCCGAGGUGGGCUGCCGGCCAAGCAGAGAGUGCCCUGAAAGAUGCCUGCAGGCAGGUGCAAGGACCGGGUGUCCAGGGGCUCCCUGCACCUGCUCUGCUGCAGCCCCCAACAGGGCUGCUUAGAUAUGACGAACAAAGGGCAUCCUGAGGAAACGCUUAUCAGGACAGCAACGCCCACCAGAGCUGUUUUGGACACUGGACGCCUAGGCCCUGCCUGGGGAGCCCCGAGGCAGUCACUGGGAGGCGGCAUGUGGACCGAUGGCCCGGAUACCCUGCAGGGAUGGCCUGAGGGGUGGUCAGCCCCCGUACCUGCACCUCGCACCCACUCCUGCCUGACAGGCCCCACCAGGCCCCUGAUGCCAGACAAUGACGACCUGCGCAGAAACCCACCCGUGGGCUGCCCAUGUCUGAGCCCGACUGGCAUUUCUUGAGUGCAAAUAAAGAGGGGAUUUUCCUGAA